AUGGACAACACAGAUGAAGAACUAGUAUUGUCAAUGCUAGAGAAGGAGCGUCAAUCCGGAAGUUCCGCUAGGCUAAAAAGAAGAUCAGUGAUUGAUCGUAGUCGUGAAGAAGGGCAUAGACAAUUAUUCAAUGACUACUUCUCAGAAAAUCCAAUAUACACGGAUGAAUAUGUUCGAAUUGGUGAAAGCAGUGCAGUUGAGUGCUUAGAGAGAUUCGUAAGGGGCGUGAAUGAGGCAUUUGGGGUUGAGUAUUUGAGAAGGCCUAAUACCAAUGAUUUUGAACAUCUUAUACAAAUGGGGGAGUCACGUGGAUUUCCAGGCAUGCUAGGUUCUAUUGAUUGUAUGCAUUGGGAAUGGAAAAAUUGUCUUGUUGCAUUGAAAUAA
Messenger RNA from Vicia villosa (hairy vetch), 384 nucleotides. RefSeq lists its product as uncharacterized. The record is from RefSeq and is a predicted model, not a curated record. The transcript has 2 exons. NCBI's taxonomy places the organism in Eukaryota, Viridiplantae, Streptophyta, Magnoliopsida, Fabales, Fabaceae. Bases 1 to 384 code for a protein of 127 amino acids.